AUGGGUCGACGGAAGAAGAAAACGUUGGAGUUGAAGCCCUUUUGUUAUUACUGCGACCGGUCGUUUGAGGACGAGAAGGUGUUGUUGUUGCACCAGAAGGCGCGGCACUUCAAGUGUCGUCGGUGCAACCGCAAGUUGGACACGGCGACGGGGUUGGUGGUGCACUUGUUGAGUGUGCACAAGGAGACCAUCAAUAAAGUACCGAACGCUCUGAAGGAGCGAGAGUCGCCAGAGCUGGUGGUCCACGGGAUGUCGGGCGUCCCGCCGGAACUGGUGGCUGAAAAGCAGAAGAAACUAGUCGCGGAAUUGGGCACGAAGAAAAACGCCCGGUUCGAACACACGGUCUUCGGCAGCGGGCUUCUCGAUAACCUAGGUGGUGGCGCCGCCGCAUUCGCUGGUAUGUUCUCAGGCCAACUCUUCCCAGGUGCCCUCGGAACCGGCUCCACCGCCUUAGGCGCCGGUGCCACCUUCAACGCUCCGGCCACCAGCACGCUCCCCGACCUCUCGCUCCUCACCAAGAUCCUCAGCGCCGGACCGAACACGUCCA
Molecule: messenger RNA, 547 nt
Organism: Gregarina niphandrodes
Lineage: Eukaryota; Apicomplexa; Conoidasida; Eugregarinorida; Gregarinidae
Product: zinc finger protein
Exons: 1
Cellular component (GO): nucleus
Source: RefSeq, a predicted model, not a curated record